AAUGCCAGUGGAAAAAACCCCACCAUUUUUACGAACAUUAUUUAGUUCAUCGGCUAUCAGCACCUGCUCUACCUUCUUUUCAGAUAUAUUCUCAGUAUGCUGUUCUUGCUUUCCCAACAUUAGCUCAAGGGUCAAUAACUCUGCUCAGCCACAAGCAAAUCAAACAAGAUGGAUCGAUGAUUUGAAAGAGAAGAGAGUAAGUUUCUUAAGUGGACUCUUUGAAGCACUCAAAGAAGAAACUCAUACUGAUGCACUGCUCAAGCCUAGUGAUGGCAGCCCUUCCAUUCCAGCACACAGAGUCGUACUUGCAACAAGAUCUGAGAUCUUCAAAGAUAUGUUGGAAACGAACUGUUUCAAGGAUGAUACCAUUAGAGUUCCCAUUAGAGUUCCCGAGCUAAACUCUGAAGAGCUCGAGUCCCUCUUGGAGUUUCUUUACAAUGGCAUUUUGCCAUUGGAGAAACUGGAAAAACACGUUCACACAUUGUUCAUCGCAUCUAAAAAAUACGAGAUCCCAUAUUUACAAGAGUUUUGCCAAUGUUACAUGUUGAAUUCGUUGAAUGCAUCCAAUGUUCUUGAUGUUUUAGAGACAUCACAAGCUUGUUCAAACACGGCGUUGAAAGAGAUCGCCCUAGACUUCAUUUUUAACAACGCGGAAGCUGUCGUUUUAUCGGAUAAAUAUGAAGCUUUGGCAGCGAAGAACCCUCAACUUUGCAUGCAGAUCACAAGGGAGUUCUUUAUGAAUGCCAAAAAUGAAAAGUUUAGUCCAGCUAGAGUAAUGGGAUUUCAGAAAAAAAUAGGGUUUUCUGAGAAAUCUAUCAGUGAUUUUCAGGCAAGUAAUGUUGAAGAAGAAAUGGGGAAUAACCAGGGAUCCUUUGCAUCUCAUAUGUAAUAAGGUUUGCACUAGGUUUUUAGGUUUUUAAAGUUAAUUAGUAUAA
This is a messenger RNA of Gossypium raimondii (Peruvian cotton), 935 nucleotides long. RefSeq names its product BTB/POZ domain-containing protein At3g56230. Bases 2 to 889 code for a protein of 295 amino acids. The record is from RefSeq and is a predicted model, not a curated record. The transcript has 3 exons. Gene Ontology annotation, molecular function: protein binding. Lineage: Eukaryota; Viridiplantae; Streptophyta; Magnoliopsida; Malvales; Malvaceae.